UGGGGGUGCCUCGUGUUUGAGGUGGCGGUGGUUCGGUGCCGGUCCUCGUGCAACUAGCUGUUGUUAUAAGACCGACGUCCACUUCUGCAGUUUAACCGAUGCCCCCUGAGCGGCGUGUGGCAGCCCGACGCGUUACACAACCCGACCCGCCGCGGCCAGUGAGGGGCAGCAAGCGAACAUGUCCUCGGAGGCAGAGGCCGAUCCCCAUCGUGGCCCUACGUCGUCUCUCGCGUCCACGGGAGAAGCCGAGUCCGGUAUCGGGGCCGGUAUCGUCGUGACCGUCGGAGCCACGGUGCCCACCGGGUUCGAGCACACCGCCGCAGAGGAGAUCAGGGACAAGAUCGGCGCUGACGCACGGAUCAGCAAGAACCGUGGACGCAUAUACUUCCAGAUAAGCACCGACAAGCUUGCGCAGGUCCAUCUUCUGAGGUCUGUGGACAACCUGUUUGUUGUGGUUGAGGAGUUUGAGCACUACCAGUUCCAAGAAUCCAAGGAAGAGACAUUGACGGACCUGCAGCAGCUUGCCUCCAAACUCUCCUGGACCAAUGCACUGGAGGUGUGGAGGCUGAACAACUGCCUGAAAAAGAAGCGAGGCCGUCGGAGAGGGGGUGACGGCCCCAAGGGGAAACCCAACGGCAGCAUCGCCGAUGCGCCGGCUGCUGAGACGGCCGCUGAGACAGCGCAGGAGUCGCCCGGCGAGGGCCAGGCUGAGGAGGACGCCGGCCUGCAGGAGCUGGAGGAGACGCAGCCCGAGGCCAAGCCCAUCAAGUUCCGUGUGACGUGCAGCAGGGCCGGUGACAAACACAGCUUUUCCUCCAACGAGGCUGCCAGAGAUUUCGGCGGUGCCGUAGAGGAGCUCUUUCACUGGAAAGCAGACAUGACUAAAUUUGACAUCGAGGUCUUAUUAAACAUACAUAAUGAAGAGGUAGUGAUUGGCAUUGCACUCACUGAAGAGAGUCUUCAUCGCAGAAACAUCACUCACUUUGGGCCCACUACUCUGCGCUCCACCCUGUGUUACGGCAUGCUCAGGCUGUGUAAACCCCAGACAUCGGACAUAAUUCUCGAUCCAAUGUGUGGGACUGGAGCGAUACCAUUAGAGGGGGCCUUAGAAUUUAGCGAUUCGUUUUACAUUGCCGGUGACAACAAUGAUAUGGCAAUUAACCGCACAGUGAAUAAUAUAUGCCACAUCGAGAAGCGAAGAGAUGACAAGGGCAGUGUGGCUGGAUUGCCAAUUGACUCGGUGCAGUGGGAUCUCAGCCAUUUACCCGUAAGGACCAGCUCUGUGGACAUCAUCAUCACUGAUAUGCCCUUUGGGAAGAGAAUGGGCUCAAGGAAGAAGAACUGGGACCUCUACCCAUCCUGCCUGAGAGAGAUGGCCCGAGUGUGCAAACCUGGCUCAGGGAAAGCUGUGCUUUUGACUCAGGACAAGAAAUGCUUUGCGAAGGCCAUAUCAAGGAUGGGCGGGCUGUGGAGGAAGCUGCAUACCGUUUGGGUCAACGUCGGGGGCUUGCAUGCCGGAGUGUACCUCCUCAAGCGGACGGAUGCAGUGUUUGGCCGAGUUCCGGAGGAUGUCCAUCAAUCACAAGCAAGUUUUAACACAGCGGGGGAGGAGGAGGAGAAGGAGGGCCUCUCGCCCUCUUAGGCCUCACCAAUACCAUGACGUCUGUGAAGCUGUGUGUAGAAGAUGACGCAGGGGCACAAUUAUUUAUUCAGUAUACCAGUAUAGCUCUUUUCCAUCCCAACCUGUACACUUCUAUUUAGGUGGGUACGUGCUAAGAAGUUUUAGAUUUUGUCAUGCGGGUUUGUCUCCCUCUCCCCCUUGUGGUCCCAUUACGAAACACAAAUGCUACUUUUGAUAAACUGUGUAGCGUUCAACAGCAGUUGCAAUACUCACACUUUAGAUUUAGUGAAGCUGUUGGUUAAGGAGCCCCGUUGUUAUUCAGGACUCUGACCGGUGUUGUUUCGCCACACUCCUCGGACCCAUUGCCUCCUUUCACAACUCUGUGAUUGUUCUUUAGUGUGGAUAAUAAAUAUGG
Molecule: messenger RNA, 2036 nt
Organism: Lampris incognitus (smalleye Pacific opah)
Lineage: Eukaryota; Metazoa; Chordata; Actinopteri; Lampriformes; Lampridae
Gene: thumpd3
Product: THUMP domain containing 3
Exons: 10
Coding region: 179-1642 (487 amino acids)
Biological process (GO): tRNA methylation
Molecular function (GO): RNA binding; tRNA (guanine) methyltransferase activity
Source: RefSeq, a predicted model, not a curated record